GUUCAAUUUUUUAUUCCCCUCGUUCAGUCGAUACCCUAAGAGGAGUUCAUAAAUGCCCAGUGUUAUUAUUUUUAACCAAUCAGAAACCAAAACAAAAUCUACUUGAAAGGAUCUUGGUGAAUUCGGUGAUGAACCCAAUAUAACCCUUGCAAUAAACUUUUAUUAUCUUACAUCGGGGAUGAGUUAGAAAAGGCUUUGCGAAUACAGAAGAUUUAUUUGUAGUGCAGAGGAUAAAUUUUGAACUCCAGAGCAAGCUGAGUCAGGGGCAACUGAGAAAGCCGAGUCUUAAGUGUUUGUAUCUCAAAACAUUGGGAAUUAAAAGAGAAGGAUUUUGAUUGCAGAGGAUCAGAGGCUUGUCAAUUUUCAUCUUAAGGAAAUACAGAGAUGAAUCUUGGAGAUAAAUCACCUGGGAGUCCAACCCACAAGAGGCAUGCAAAGACUGAUGUAGCUGGUAAACGGGCUUCAAGACGUAUGAAGCCAUAUUCCCAUAAUAGGGUCAAUGAGGACAUUUGUAGGAACUGUCGACGUCCUGGACACUAUGUACGUGAUUGUCCAAAUCCCAAAGUUUGCCACAACUGUGGCAAUGAAGGGCAUGAUGCUGCCAAUUGCUCAACUGAAAAACUGUGCAGGAAGUGCAAACAGCCAGGCCAUAUUUCAACUCAGUGUGACAACAAACCUGUUUGUCAUGUGUGUGAUAAGGAAGGUCACUAUUCCUCUUUUUGCCCCAAGUUAAAGCAAGGACUUGAUGAGCCAGCCCUUUGCAGGAACUGUUAUAGGCGUGGGCAUAAAGCAAAAAAGUGCCCCAAUGAAAGGGCUUGUAUUAAUUGUCGUCAAUAUGGUCACUUGCUUGAAGAUUGUACAAAUAGUCCUGUCUGCAAUGCAUGUGAGGAGUCUGGUCAUUUUGCCAGAAAUUGUCCACGCAAGGCAGCAGUGACAAAACCAAGUGAGUCUGAUGCAAAUCAUAAAGAAAAGAUUUGUAGAAAGUGUAAGCAGCCAGGACACUUGAGUGAAACAUGCAGGAAUAGUCAUAGCCAAGAAAAAGCAUCUGUAGAUGAUACUGGCAUUGUAUGUCAUAACUGUAAAGAAGCUGGACACAAAGAGAAGAACUGCCCUAAAAAACAAAAGGUUAAUAAGCUUACAGGGCCAGCUGGAAAUGACAACAGUAUCAUUUGCUUUAACUGUCAUCAGCCUGGUCACAGGGAGCGAGAUUGUCCACAUCCAAGGAGGGAGCAGGCUGGAGGUUAUAAUGAAGUGAUAUGUUUUAAUUGUAAGGAGCCUGGCCACAAAGAGAAAGACUGUGUACAUCUUAGGAGCAAAGGGCCAGCUAGAGGUUAUAAUGAAGCAAUAUGUUACAAUUGUAAGGAGCCUGGCCAUAAAGAGAGGGACUGUCUGCAAAAGCAUAUGGGUCCCAGGAGUACAGGGCGCAUUGGAUCUCCUAGGAUUAUAGGGCAUCUUGAAGAUCCCAGGAGCUUAGGGUCCAUUGGAGAUCCCAGGAGUUUAGGGCCCAUUGGAGAUACCAGGAAUAUGGGGCACAUUGGAGAUCCCAGGAAUAUGGGGCACAUUGGAGAUCCUAGGAAUAUAGGGUCCAUUGGAGAUCCCAGGAAUAUGGGGCCAGUUGGAGCUCCCGUAGGUUUAUCCCCAGUCGGAACCCUUAGGGGCAUAGAGCCUGUUGGAGGUUAUGGUGAAACCAUAUGUUUCAAUUGUAAGGAACCUGGCCACACAGAAAGGGAUUGUUACCGAAAGAUAGUCAUCUGCACCCUGUGUUGGGGAUCUGGACACACAUUUUUAUCUUGCCCAUCAGACCCUGCAUUUCUACGUCGUUGGCCUUUAUAAGAACAGUUUUGUUUGGAAGAUUUAAGUCAGACCCGAGUGCAUUUUUGAUAGGAAAUGUUGGCAUUAUCUGGGCAAUGAAAGCACUCUGAUAUUGUUUGGGGCUUCUUAUCUUGUUCACCAGUAGAUUAAUUGUUUUGGUAAGGGCCUCAUAUUUAAGUCUUUGUUUUGAAAUUAAUAAAUUCUCAUUGAAUCGAAAAGGAGAUGAUGGUUCUGGUGUAGUGAAAGCUGCAUAGUGACUUAAAGGUGAAUUCAUUUGAUCAGGAUAAUAAUUCAAUUUGAAGGAUUUGUGGGGAAAACUUCUUGUAAGGUUGAUUGAGGGAGGGAUGUGCAGUGUUGUAGCUGGUAAUUGAUCUGAAGAUUGGCAUUGGAUAAUCUGCUCGUGAUUGUUUCAUUUCAAUUUUUCUUGGAAAGAAUAUGGGGUUCAUUGCUUGUUUAAAAGUACCA
Molecule: messenger RNA, 2277 nt
Organism: Cryptomeria japonica (Japanese cedar)
Lineage: Eukaryota; Viridiplantae; Streptophyta; Pinopsida; Cupressales; Cupressaceae
Exons: 6
Coding region: 385-1833 (482 amino acids)
Molecular function (GO): nucleic acid binding; zinc ion binding
Source: RefSeq, a predicted model, not a curated record